Molecule: messenger RNA, 483 nt
Organism: Necator americanus (New World hookworm)
Lineage: Eukaryota; Metazoa; Nematoda; Chromadorea; Rhabditida; Ancylostomatidae
Exons: 3
Coding region: 1-483 (160 amino acids)
Source: RefSeq, a predicted model, not a curated record
AUGACUUCCAGGCUAACUGAUAUAUCAAGUAAUUGUUUUAUCCUCCCAGACAAGUCUGACGUACCAAUUUAUCCGCUCCCGAGAAAUGAAAGGCUUGGUUGGCAUAAGGGCGGAUUCGAACUUCCGAAAGAUCAUGUUGCAACCACAGCGAAACCUCUUACCGAAUACGCUAUGGGUAGCUUAGAGGAGAAGAAAAAGAGCAAGAAAGUCCUGCUGAGUCCUCCAUCUUCGAGACUUGCUCAAGGAUUCCAAUGGACUUGUGUCCCACCUAAACUAUUUUUGCCGUACAAGGUUCAAGUCUUCCACGAUCAGUCAAAUAUUAUGCGGGCUUUGAAGAUGGCGAAAAAGCAGAAACGUCAGGCUAGUAACGAUUCAUUCCGAAAAUUUCGUAGGCAUUGCCCAUGUUCGACUGUCUUUGAAUCUCGGCAUGUUGAAACGAAGUUUUUAAUUGAUUUUCUUGCCGAAAAGUUAGCUGUUGUUUAA